AUGUGGGGAAGUUAUAAUUCAGUUAGCUUGUGGAAUGUAGGUGGCUCUUCCCAGGUUCCAUUGGAGUUCUGUGUUGAAGAUGGCUUUUCAUUAUCAGAGACAGAAAGUUAUGAUGACUCAGUGCAUGACCCUGAUUACUGUUCUGAAACAUCUACUACAGACUCUGAAGAGGAUCUGUAUCAAGACCAAAAAAGAAAAGUUGGCACUGAAACUCUGUUAACAUGUUCAGAAUUUAUUGACGACAGUCAGGAUUCAGACACAUCUGAGAUCAUUGAGACUUUUCCACAGCUGACUUUAAAAAGAAAAGGCCCAACAAGGGUGAAAAAGAAUGAGAGGCAAAUUAUUCAGGAGGACAGUAUCACAUCUUCGGAUAAUUUGAAUGACAGAUCCAGUGGUGUGAAGGUGCAGCCAGUCAAUAACUUUAAUGGGAAAAGAAAAUGGGAUAAGGUACAUUACUGUCUUUAUUGUAAUAAUUAUAGUUCCACAAACAUAAGAAAACAUUAUUUUGGCCCACACAAAGAAGAAACAGAAGUGCAAAAGGUGUUACAUUGUGCUGUGGGAUCUAAGGAGAGAAAGGACAGACUAGAAAAAUUGAGAAAUGCUGGUGACUAUAAGCAUAAUACUGAGGUUUUAAGAACUGGUAAAGGUGUUAUAAUCACGUGGGCAAGAAAUUCUGAACAAACAUCAGCAGAAGAUUAUCUUCCCUGUGAAUACUGCUUGGGUUUUUUCCUAAGAUCCAGUUUAUGGAGACACCAACAAACAUGUAACUUUAAUGAAGGUAAAAAAAAAAGACGAAAGAUUCAGUCAGAGGCUAGGCUUUUACUUCCUUCCUCCAUUGAAGCUUCUAAGGGUCUAAAAGAGAAUGUUAUUAGUCGGAUGGCUGGUGAUGAAAUUACAAUUGUGGUCAGAAAUGACCCUCUUAUUAUAAAAUUAGGAGAAAAAUUAUACCAAAGACAUGGUAGUCAGAGACAUCUCUUUGCUCACAUAAGUCAAAAAAUGAGAGAGUUAGGAAGAUUUCUGAUAAGUGCUAGAAGGAAUGAUGCUGAUGUGAUACAUUUAUGUGACAUUAUUGAUCCAAGGAAAUUUCCAUUGGCAGUGAAAGCCACUCAGUAUUUAUGUAAAUUCAAUGAAGAAACAAAUAAAUAUUUGAAUCCAUCCCUAGCAUUGAAGAUUGGCCAUCUUCUCAAAAAGUGUGCUAAGAUACAGAGAACAGAGGCACUCAUUCAAGGAGAUCUCCUGCUGAAGGAAAAAGCUGUGAACUUUCUGACGAUUUGUGAAGGGGAAUGGACAAAUGAAAUUUCUUCAUGUGCCCUGCAAACUUUAACAGACAACAAAAGGAACAAAGGAAAGAUGUUGCCUCUUUCCGAAGAUCUUUCAAAGCUAGUUUCUUUCCUGCAGAAAAAUUCAAAUUUGUUGGCAGAAUCUUUAGGCAAGACAUUUUCAAAAUCUAACUGGGAGUUACUCAAUCAAGUUACAUU
This is a messenger RNA of Ruditapes philippinarum (Manila clam), 1478 nucleotides long. RefSeq lists its product as uncharacterized. The record is from RefSeq and is a predicted model, not a curated record. Gene Ontology annotation, molecular function: DNA binding. Lineage: Eukaryota; Metazoa; Mollusca; Bivalvia; Venerida; Veneridae. Gene Ontology annotation, biological process: DNA integration; DNA recombination.